UUCACCAUAGUAAGAUUCGUAAAUUAGUUCACUGGACUGCUGGAUCUUCUGCACCACAUCCAUCCGAUGUAACCCACAGCCAAGUUUGCCGGCUCCGCAUACAGCAUCGGAAUUACUGAAUCCUGCAUGCUCCUUUCCGUGGACCUGAUGCAAUGAGUGCUUUCACUCAUUUUUUUGAAUCCUUCGAAAAUGGCUUGGAAGAAUUAUUAUUUUGCCGUCUAAUUUAAAACGCAUAUUUUAAUAUUCGGUGCGGUUUUUUAUUAAUUCGUUUUUUUAACUGGUCACUGAAGCUGCACAUGACCAUGGAUCCUCCACCGACUUCAGAGAAAUCGCAUCUCAUCAACGAAAGAAAUGCCAAAAUAUACUCCUUAAAACUUAACAGUGAAUUCUCAGGUUCCAAAGAAAGUUGUCCAGACCUGCCUUUGGGAAAUGGUGAUAUGGCUGGUGCCAUUGAGCUGAAGAGGCCUGUUGGAACUCAUUGCCAUGGAAAAAAAGCAGCCCUCGACGAGAGCCAUGAGAAACUCAUAGCAAAGAAGAAACUGUACAUCGCCUCCAUAGUCUGUCUGGUUUUCAUGAUUGGAGAAGUUAUAGGUGGUUAUCUAGCACACAGUCUGGCCAUUAUGACUGAUGCAGCUCACCUUCUGACGGAUUUUGGCAGUAUGAUGGUCAGUCUUUUUUCCUUGUGGAUCUCUUCAAGACCACCCACUAAGAGAAUGAACUUUGGCUGGCACAGAUCAGAGAUUCUGGGAGCCCUGGUAUCUGUAAUGUCCAUCUGGAUCGUGACUGGGGUGUUGGUGUACCUUGCCAUUGAGAGGAUAGUAAAAAAUGAUUAUGAAAUUGAAGGCCGUGUGAUGCUCGUCACCUCAGGUUGUGCAGUCGUGGUCAAUAUCAUAAUGGCCUAUAUUCUACACCAUUCCACUACCUUCCACAGUCACGGUUCAGGCUACCACAAGAUUGAUGAGAAUGGGAUGAGCCCCGUGGGCCAUGGCCACUCCCACAGCCUCCUGAGUAAUCAUGGGAACACCAGUGUCAGAGCAGCAUUUAUUCAUGUUUUGGGGGAUCUCUUACAGAGCUUUGGAGUGAUGGUGGCUGCCAUUAUCAUCUACUUCAGGCCAGAAUACAAAAUAGCUGAUCCCAUUUGCACUUUCCUCUUCUCUGUGUUCGUCCUGGGCACCACCAUUACCAUUCUAAGAGAUGUCUUCCGCAUUCUCAUGGAGGGGACACCCAAAGGAAUAGAGUUUAAUUCAGUGAAGGAGGUGCUGCUGUCUCUGAAGGCAGUGAAGGCCAUGCAUAGCCUACACCUGUGGGCUCUCACCAUAGGCCAGAGUCUGCUGUCUGUUCACAUAGCUAUUGAGGAGAAUGCUGACCCUCAGAGCGUCUUAAAGGAAGCCACUGAACUCCUUCAGACCAAAUUUGGCUUUUACAGCACAACCAUUCAAGUGGAGCCUUAUUGCGAGGACAUGAUCCACUGCGCCCAGUGCCAGGACCCUAUGGACUAAGUUGUCCAAGUGCACCGGUGAGGGGAGGCUGCCUGA
Megalobrama amblycephala (Wuchang bream) is the source of this 1535-nucleotide messenger RNA. It is a transcript of the gene slc30a2, whose product is annotated as solute carrier family 30 member 2. Gene Ontology annotation, cellular component: plasma membrane. Gene Ontology annotation, molecular function: zinc ion transmembrane transporter activity. The record is from RefSeq and is a predicted model, not a curated record. The transcript has 8 exons. Bases 297 to 1499 code for a protein of 400 amino acids. Gene Ontology annotation, biological process: response to zinc ion; zinc ion transmembrane transport. Lineage: Eukaryota; Metazoa; Chordata; Actinopteri; Cypriniformes; Xenocyprididae.